Molecule: messenger RNA, 2346 nt
Organism: Tetrahymena thermophila SB210
Lineage: Eukaryota; Ciliophora; Oligohymenophorea; Hymenostomatida; Tetrahymenidae
Product: plasma-membrane choline transporter
Exons: 16
Biological process (GO): transmembrane transport
Cellular component (GO): membrane
Molecular function (GO): transmembrane transporter activity
Source: RefSeq, a predicted model, not a curated record
AUGUAUCGCAACAUCAACCUUUAAAAGAGAGAUAAACUUGAUUUGUACGAUACUAGAGAUUAAUCUCAUCCAUUUAACACAUUUUAUGAACCAGCAACAGCAAUUUUCCUAGGUCCGGUUGAUUUAAAGAAAAGAAAAUGCACAGAUUUUUUUUGGUUAGUUGGAUUUCUCGUUAUCACGCUAGCUACUAUUGGGGUCAUGGCUUCUGUCUACCAAGAAGUUGAUUUUAAUAGAUUUUAUCACAGUUCGGAUUUUAGAGGAGAUUUAUGUGGAAGACUAUAAUUGUCUGAAAAAACAUAUGCUUAUUUUUUUGACCCAAUAAAUGCUGGAAUGAUAGCAAUGUGCGUAAACCAAUGCCCUUAAUAAGAUUAAAUAGAUUAUUGUUUUUAUGAUGUUGAUGGGAAAACUAUUUUAUAAGAUUACUGCUUUUCUUCAUACACUUCAAAUACAUAUCAAAACAGAUACUGUCUACCUCUAACAAAUAAUCAAUAAAGAAAAGCUAUUUUAGCAAGUCUUGAUGGCUACUUCUACACAUGGAAAAAUAUAGCUCAUGACAUAUACGUUGCUAAAGACAUUGUUUUUUCUGGUCUAGUAGUAGGAUUAUUAAUUGGAUUUAUAUAUAUGAUUCUUUUGCUAAUAAAAAAGCUUAGCUUUGUUCUUGUGUGGAUAUUUGCUUUUGCCCCUCCAGCUAUAUUUACUAUUAUUUUUCUUUUUCUUUAUAAUAAAGAAUAUGAUAGAUAAGUAUCUUCCCAGUGUGCUAGCGGCUAAAGUGACUCAUCUUGCCUUAAUAGAUAUAUUUUAUAUGCAUUUAUUUUGAGAUAUGGCUUGCUGGCAAUAUCUGGAAUUUUUAGUUUAGUUAUGUUCUUUAGUUUCAGAAAAAUAAUUAAUACCCAGAAGGAUAUACAAAUACUAUUAGCACCUUUUAGGGGAAUUCACUCGAUGAAAAUUGUACCAUUUUUUACUUCAAUAAUUCAGCUUGGAGCUAUUUUAAUCACAUAUGGAUUAAUAGUUAUAGUUAUGGCUUCUGGAAAGAGAUAAGUUUUAACUGCUCCAACUGCCUUUCCAAAUCCUUUGUAUGUUGACCUAGUCACUAAAGAUUAUGUAUUUUACCUUAUACCUCUGCUUUUGGUUUUACUGCUCAUAUUUUUAGAAACAUUUUUCCUCUUUUAAAAGUUUUGCUACUCUUUUGCUGUCUAGGUUUGGUAUUUCAGCAGAUAGAAAAGUAUCCUUGAUAGACCUAGUACUAGAGGUAUAAUAUUUUGUUUUGCUAAACAUUUGGGUACUUGUGUUAAAGGAGCUUGCAUCAUUAUUAUAACAUGGCCUUUUCGUUCUUUGCUGAGGAGAUUGAAAGCAAAAUUGAAAUAAGUGAAAGAAGAUAACAGAGAUAGCAAAUGGCUUUAAUGCUGGCUUUUUACUUGCACACCAUUUUUUCACUUUUUUGAAUACUAUUCUAAAUAUUAAAGCUCUACAUCUAUCAUGCAUACUGCUUUGUAUGGAUUAGGAUGGUCAGAUAGUGCUGAAAAGACAUAUUAUUUGUUUUAAAGAAAUCUUUCAAGAACUGAAAGAUUCAGUGAAUUAUUCGGAUAUCAUAGAUUGAUUGGAUCUAUUUGUGCCUCUUGUUGUGCCUUCUUCUUUAUAUACUUGUUUUCAGUAGAUAAAACUCAGAAUUUAUUAGGUUAAUCUAUGGAUUACUUGUUUUUACCUUAUGCAGUAGCUGGAAUUACAGUGUUCUUUGGCUUCUACUUACCUCAAAAUUUUUGCAUGUCAUUUGAUGUUGUAAUAGAGGCUAUGAUCUUUUCUCUGACUGCAGAUGAAGAAAUGUUUUUAGGAAGAGAGAGGUUUUGUGAGGAUUUUAUAUUAGAUUAUUUGAAUAGUAUUACCAAAGAAACUCAAAAGAAAGGGUUGGUAGCUGUAGCUAGAAGAGAUUAAUAAGACUAGAAAUUAGCUGAUGAUGAAAAUUUAGAUAAUCUUAAGCCAAAAGAAGAACCAAUUGCUGUGAAAGAAAUAAUUCCUGAACCUGAAAGCUCUUCAUCCUCAGAGGAGGAAGAUGUAAAUGCUGUUGAUUUGUUUGCAUAAGAAUAAAGAGAAGAUGAAGAGGAAAGAAGAUCUCAAUAUACAGAACCUGAAUAACCAGAGCCAGUGGUUCCAGAGUUACCCCCACCUCCUGUUGAAGAAACAUUUUAAUUCAAAAAACUUGAUCUUAAUGAUAUCAAAAAUGAGCAAAGAGAAAGUGAUGAUGAUGAAGUCCAUGAAGAUUUUGGUAUUGUUAGCAAGAAAAAAAAUGUUUAGUACGAUGAUGAAGAAGACAACGAUGAUAUUAUUUUAGAUUAGUAGGAGUAAUAAUGA